AUGCUCCCUCGGACACAGCGGAUCACCAAUCACAGAAAGAGCCGAAGUGUCCAAUCACAGCUGAUCACAUCUCGAGAGGAGAGGAGAGCCGGUAAUUGGCUUUCCACAGAGGGGACAUGUGCACUGAUCAUCAGGGCACUGAUGAUCAGUGUGCCCUGAUCAGUGUAGCCCCAGCAGUGCCACCUGUCAGUGCUCAUCAGUGCCUUGUUUCAGUGCUCAUCAGUGCCUCGUGCCAGUGCCCAUCAGUGCCACAUCAAUGCCACCUAUCAUUGCCUACCAGUGCACAUCAAUGCCACCUAUCAGUGCCCAUCUGAGCUGCCUUUCAGUGUCGCCCAUCAGUGCCAAUCAUUGCCGCCUAUCAGUG
Messenger RNA from Staurois parvus, 364 nucleotides. The record is from the annotation of a GenBank genome assembly. NCBI's taxonomy places the organism in Eukaryota, Metazoa, Chordata, Amphibia, Anura, Ranidae.